GUCACAAUGUCUUGCUGUCAAUAAUAGAAAUAUUGAAGCCUAUUACCACCACUACCACCACCACCGAUUGUCUCUCGGCAGUCAGUGCCGGUGUUUUCUGCCACUGCCACUGUCAUAAAUAACUUUUUCCUCCUCGACAGACAGGGACUCGCCUCGCCUCCUUCGCCACCUGCCAUUGAACCAUGAAAGAUAUCCUCCUCCUUAUCGUCGCCCUCGCGGCCACGGUGGUGCUGGGCGCCUCGCCGGCCCAAUGGCGCACCCAAUCGAUCUACUUCCUCCUCACCGACCGAUUCGCGCGAACGGAUAACUCCACCACUGCAGCCUGCAACACCGGGGAGAGGCAAUAUUGUGGCGGAACAUGGCAGGGCAUCAUCAAUCAGCUGGACUACAUCCAAGGCAUGGGCUUCACGGCUAUCUGGAUCACGCCGGUCACUGGCCAAAUCCCCCAGGAGACGGGGUACGGAGAAGCCUACCAUGGAUACUGGCAGCAGGACGCAUAUACCCUCAACUCUCACUAUGGGACGGCGGAUGAUCUCAAGAAGCUAGCCUCGGCUGUCCAUGCACGAGGCAUGUACCUGAUGGUCGACGUCGUUGCGAACCACAUGGCCUUUAACGGCUCGGGAGAUGCCACCACCUAUAGUGCCUACAACCCCUUCAACUCGCAGGAAUACUUCCAUAAUCUCUGCUCAAUCACCAACAAUGAUAACCAGACGCAAGUGGAGGACUGCUGGCUGGCUGAUAGUGUCGUCUCCUUGCCGGAUCUGAACACCACUCGUUCCGACGUGAAGACGAUGUGGUAUGACUGGAUCGGAUCGCUCGUUUCCAACUACUCGAUUGACGGUCUUCGCAUCGACACGGUCAAGAAUGUCCAGAAAGACUUCUGGCCGGGCUACAACAAAGCUGCCGGUGUAUACUGCGUUGGAGAAGUCUUUGACGGGGAUGCUGAGUUCACCUGUCCCUAUCAAAAUGACCUGGACGGCGUACUCGACUAUCCUAUGUACUACCCUCUCCUCCGGGCAUUCGAAUCAACCAACGGCAGUAUCAGCGACCUCUACAACAUGAUCAACACUGUCAAAUCCACGUGCAAUGAUUCCACCCUGCUGGGAACCUUUGUCGAGAACCACGACAACCCACGAUUUGCCAACUACACCAGCGACAUGUCGCUCGCCAAAAAUGCCGCCUCGUUCACCGUCCUCGCGGACGGGAUCCCCAUCAUCUACGCCGGCCAGGAACAGCACUAUCACGGCGGCAACGACCCAUACAACCGCGAAGCGACCUGGCUGUCCUCGUACUCGACCACCAGCCCUCUAUACACGCACAUUGCGACCUCCAAUAGAAUCCGCACCCACGCCAUCGGCCAGGACAGUGGCUAUAUCACCUACAAAAACUACCCCAUCUACCAAGACAACUCGACCCUAGCCAUGCGCAAAGGCUACAACGGCACGCAGACCAUCACCGUGCUCUCCAACCUCGGCGCCUCCGGAAGGAGCUACAACCUCUCCCUCCCCGGGACCGGCUACUCUGCCAACCAGAAACUCACCGAGCUGUACACCUGCACGAACGUGACUGUUGAUGCGGACGGCUCUGUCCCCGUUCCCAUGGCCAGCGGUCUUCCUCGGGUUUUGUAUCCGGCUGAUAAACUGAGUAACAGUUCACUGUGUGGUCAUAACAGCACUACUAGUUAGUUCUUUUCCCCCAUCCAUCUGUCCACACAUUUUUCUGUUCAUCACAUCCGUAUCCUUCCAUCUAUGCAAGCAAAUAUUGACAACCCAUCUCACCAGACUCCGCCAUCUCUUCGACUUCACUCAGCAGCACAUCCCUAUACAUGGGUUUUGCAGCGUAAGUCCUUCUCUUCUCCAUCCCAUAU
This is a messenger RNA of Aspergillus heteromorphus CBS 117.55, 1867 nucleotides long. Its product is annotated as alpha-amylase. The record is from RefSeq and is a predicted model, not a curated record. Bases 183 to 1685 code for a protein of 500 amino acids. Lineage: Eukaryota; Fungi; Ascomycota; Eurotiomycetes; Eurotiales; Aspergillaceae. Gene Ontology annotation, molecular function: calcium ion binding; alpha-amylase activity. The transcript is spliced from 9 exons. Gene Ontology annotation, biological process: carbohydrate catabolic process.